AUGCCAAAUCAACAAAUUGCUAAUAUGGGAACGAUGUUCAAUGAUGGGUGUAGUUUAAAAGAUCGUUUGUUUGAAAGUACUGAAGAUUUAGAAGCGGUUACAAAAAUGAUUGUUGCAUUUGUUUUGGAGCGAGAUCGAAGUUGUGGAUCACUUACAUCUCUUUGUGAAUCAUUCCGAAAAAAGCAUGCUGAACUACUGAAAUUGAUUUCCGAAGUGUCGUCUUAUCAGCAAAGAGAACAGGAAAUUCGACGGUUGCAGGCAGAGAUUGAAGCACGUGAUCGCGCUAUUGGAAGCUUACAGAAUCAACUUAUGAAUGCAGAAAGUCUUCUCACGAAAGCAGUCUUUCAGGCUGACAAAAAGGUGAAGGAAAUGCGUCAAUCAGAAGCAAAUCGCGUAAAUAGUGAGACGAUUAUUCGCUUUGCCAAUCAAAUCAGCAGAACAUAUGCUGUAGCAGCCCCGCUUACUUGGCAGAUUGGUGAUGCUUCACGGCCAUUUCCAACUGAGGCUGAGUUGCGUUUCUCGGCUUUAGCAGCACCACGUGUAGCAACGCAAGCAGUUCCUCCUGCACUAUCUCUCCUUCGUCAACCUACUGCUAGUACAAGUGGAAUUUUACGCGGUACUGGGCGUGGUGCUUCACCAAUAACUCCCUAUUCAGCUGCUAUGCAACAGCAAAGGUCUUGGAGUCCACGGGGUACAUUUGUUCAACAAACGUCAUCAUCUCCACGUGGUCGAGGUGCAGCAGGUCGAGGAAAUAUCAUUACUCCACGUAUGAGUGGAGCUCCAGGCGCAAGUUUUUUGCAACGUCGUCCAACGUUAGCGCAGUGCAGUCCACAUUUACCAAGUCCAUCUUCGUAUCAAAAUCCAAUGAGAGGAGGAGUUCCACCCCCUAUAACGAAUGUUGAACAAAUGAGCUCUGACUCAAGUAGCAGUUCAAGUAGUGAUGAGGGUAGCCCUUCCUAG
Messenger RNA from Thelazia callipaeda (thelaziosis nematode), 960 nucleotides. The record is from the annotation of a GenBank genome assembly. NCBI's taxonomy places the organism in Eukaryota, Metazoa, Nematoda, Chromadorea, Rhabditida, Thelaziidae.